This is a messenger RNA of Dovyalis caffra, 2028 nucleotides long. The record is from the annotation of a GenBank genome assembly. Lineage: Eukaryota; Viridiplantae; Streptophyta; Magnoliopsida; Malpighiales; Salicaceae.
AUGUCCCAACCGCAACCCCAGCCCCUUCGGCAAUCCGUAAAACCAGAACUCGUAACCGUAGCCACCAAUUUCACGGAAACUACCUCAAAAAUUCUGCAACCUCCUCAGAAACUCGUCAUUUUGGCAGACCUCAACGCCAACCCUUUUGAAUCCGACGCCACCGACGCUCUCCACGUGUCACCACCUGACCUAACCAAAUUAACCGACGAAGCACAAGAUAACAAACCUAAUUUAACGUCCAAAGAAGCAGAUAACAACAACAACAACACCUUAGACGUUACUGAAGGUAAAAAACCAAGCAGUAAAUUAGGUAAAUCACGUUCACGUAACAGUAAAUCAGACAACUCUCUGGAUUACGGACCUGAUAAUGAUCCUGAUCAGCCAAGCCAAGGUCCUUCUUCCUCUCGUGAAGAGAGAGUUAGCAGUCUCAAAACGGGUUUGUUACAUGUUGCAAAGAAGAUGCCGAAGAAUGCGCAUGCGCAUUUUAUACUUGGAUUAAUGUACCAAAGAUUAAGCCAACCUCAAAAGGCCAUUUUGGCUUACGAGAAGGCUGAAGAGAUAUUACUUCGUUGCGAGGCUGAGGUAGCUCGGCCGGAGUUGCUUUCGUUAGUUCAAAUUCACCACGCGCAGUGUAUUUUGCUUGAAAAUAGUGGCGAUAAUAGUUUGGAGAAGGAACUUGAAGGAAUUGAGCUUGAGGACAUUUUGGUUAAAUUGAAGGAAUCGAUGCAAUUAGAUAUUAGACAAGCUGCUGUUUGGAAUACCUUGGGUUCUAUACUUCUUAAAUCUGGUCGUGUGCAGAGUGCUGUUUCAGUUUUGUCUGCGUUGUUGGCUGUUGAUCCUAACAACUAUGAUUGCCUUGUAAACUUGGGGAUUGCAUACCUUCAAAGUGGAAAUUUGGACCUAUCAGCAAAAUGUUUUCAAGAUUUGAUCCUUAAAGAUCAAAACCAUCCUUCUUCCCUUGUGAACUAUGCUGCUGCUCUUCUCUGUAAAUAUGGUUCAGUUGUUGCAGGUGCUGGGGCAAAUGCUGGUGAAGGUGCUUCUAUAGAUCAGGCUGAAGCUAUCAAUGUCGCAAAGGAUUGUUUACUAGCUGCACUGAAACUGGAACCAAAAGCAGCACAUAUUUGGGCUAAUCUUGCUAAUGCAUAUUACAUGAUUGGUGACCACAGAAGUGCCAGCAAGUGCUUGGAGAAGGCAGCAAAACUGGAGCCCAACUGUAUGUCUACUCGAUAUGCCGUGGCAGUCCACCGAAUAAAGGAUGCAGAGAGAUCUCAAGAUCCUAGUGAACAGCUUUCGUGGGCAGGAAAUGAAAUGGCUUCAAUUUUAAGAGAGGGAGAUUCUGUUCCAAUCGAGCUUCCCAUUGCAUGGGCUGGACUUGGCAUGGUUCACAAGGCCCAACAUGAGAUUGCUGCAGCAUUUGGAACAGAAUCAAAUGAGUUGAUGGAGGUCGAAGAGCGUGCUCUCUACAGCUUAAAGCAGGCAAUAGCUGAGGAUCCUGAUGAUGGAGUUCAGUGGCACCAACUCGGUCUGCAUUAUCUCUGUUCCCGACAAUUUAAACCAGCAGAAAAGUAUCUCAAGGUUGCAGCUGCCCGCUCUAGAGAAUGCAGCUAUGUGUGGUCAAAUCUUGGAGUUGGGCUUACACUUUUAUGGUUAUUAGGUAUCUCACUACAAUUAUCGGAAGAACCCUCACAAGCUGAAGAUGUCUAUAAGCAGGCGUUGGCACGGGCAACUCCUGAACAAGCACAUGCAGUAUUCUCCAACCUAGGAAAUCUCUACCGGCAGCAAAAGCAAUAUGACCGUGCUAAGGCAAUGUUUACAAAGGCUCUUGAACUCCAGCCUGGCUAUGCUCCUGCAUUUAACAAUCUUGGUCUGGUAUUUGUAGCUCAGGGUCGGUGGGAGGAGGCCAAGUACUGUUUCAACAGAGCCCUCGAAGCAGACUCUUUACUGGAUGCGGCCAAGUCCAAUAUGAUUAAAGCAGAGUCCUUGUCUAGAUUGUGUGCAGGUUUGUCUUCGUGUCGCUGUCAGGAUUAG